Molecule: messenger RNA, 7949 nt
Organism: Bursaphelenchus xylophilus (pine wood nematode)
Lineage: Eukaryota; Metazoa; Nematoda; Chromadorea; Rhabditida; Aphelenchoididae
Source: the annotation of a GenBank genome assembly
AUGGUUGUAAAUUGUGCGGGUUGUGUUUGGAGUGCUCUGUUCUUGAUUGUACGUGAAUUUGAAGAUAUUUACAUGGCGUUUUGAGUAUUUCAGAGUUCUUUAUGGGAUUUUUGACCAUUUUUUAGGGGUUUUUGAUGAUUAUUUGUAAAAUUUUGAAGAUUUUUGGGAAUUUUAAAAUUUCACAGACAAUCAGCGUCUAUGAGAAAGGGUUUUCAACAGUUUUGGUUGGCAAUGCCAUUAGACGAAAUCAUCAAAAUCCAUUUUUAAGCACUUUUUUGCCAAAAAUCCCCCGCGUCCCGACAUUUCGGGUCAGGGACAACUCGGGUCGCGACAACUCGGGUCAACGACAACUCGGGUCAACGACAACUCGGGUCAACGACACUUCGGGUCAACGACAUUUCGGGUCAACGAUACCGUUUAAUAUUUUCGCUUCGGGACUGUGAAAAAAGAAUUUUUUGGUGAAUUUGAGAAAUUUUUGAAAUGUUUUCGUUUCGGGAGUUGGAAAAAAAAGGAUUUUUUGUGAAAUUUGAAAAAAAUUUGAAGUGUUUUCGCUUCGGGACUGGGAAAAAAAAGAUUUUUUGGAAAAUUCAACAAAAUUUUGAAAUGUUUUCGCAUCGGAAGUAGAAAAAAGGGUGUCUGACUGAAUAUUAACUGUGGUGCCGGCAGCACUAAAAUUUUGUCUAAAACCAAUGGUACCACCUGGUACUAUAUAGUACCACGUGUUUUUGGGCUCUACUAACAAGGGAAGUCACUUUUUUCGCAGAUCGAUCCAUACUGGUGACCUAGUGGACAGUGAAGGCCUCAGGCUGUGUAAGAAGAAUCUGGCGUCCAAAAGUGUUUACGGGUCCUGAGGGCAGAGUUAUGGCUCAUAAAAGUUCGCGCAAAAAAGGUUCCGAAAAGACCCUCCAAAAAAACGGGAUCAGAGAAGUGAGCUUCGGUAGCAGAGUGGUUCGCAGAUUUUUCUUUUGUCUGGAAGGGCUAGGGUUCGAUUCCUCUUCCCGGCAAUAAAUAAAAAUAAUAUUGUAAAAGUAGCGUAAGUAACAAAAAAAAUAUUUAAAAAAUUUUUUUUAAAAUUAUUAUUAAGUCGUUAAAAAAAUGACGAUUUUGUUCAUAUCGUCGCUAAAUUUAUCAUCUGUCCAGACAGCAAGCGUUUGACUCAAACGCUUCAGCAUGAUAUCAUGAUCACCAAGGGCGUCUUCUAAAACAUCAGAGAGAUACAUAUUGAGAAUCCCCGUCCUACCUUUACGCCAAAGUUCCCGCAGUUUUCUCCAAUGAUACGGCGUCUUCAUCCACCGUAAUCGCCGCAUUAUUCCAGAAAUUGAAUGCGAUCCUCGGCGGAAAAAUGCCCUCGCAUCCCUCACUGUGUCCAAGCUCACAACGACUUCCCCAAAUUUUAACGACAGGAUAAUAAAAUUUUUCAAAAAAUGUUUCAAAACAAUUUUUUUGUAACUUACGCUACUCUUAUAAUACAAUAUUAUUUUUAGUUAUUGCCGGGAAGAGGAAUCGAACCCUAGCCCUUCCAGACAAAAGAAAAAUCUGCGAACCACUCUGCUACCGAAGCUCACUUCUCUGAUCCCGUUUUUUUGGAGGGUCUUUUCGGGACCUUUUUUGCGCGAACUUUGAUGAGCCAUAACUCUGCCCUCAGGGCCCGUAAACACUUUUGGACGCCAGAUUCUUCUUACACAGCCUGAGGCCUUCACAGUCCACUAGGUCACCAGUAUGGAUCGAUCUGCGAAAAAAGUGACUUCCCUUGUAAGCACCAAACCAUCACCAUUACUGCCUCAUGACCAAAUUUUCACUUCUCACAAAACAGUACCAGUUGGUACUAUAUAGUACCAAGUGUAAAAACGUGUUUUUGGGUUCUACUAAGCACCAAACCAACGCCAUUACCGCCUUACGGCCAAAUUUGCACCUCGUACUAUAUAGUACCAGGUAGUACUAUUUAGUACCAAGUGUUAAAAAUGUGUUUUUAAGCAGUACUAGGCACCAAAACAACACCAUUAACGUCUAAAAGUGCUAUAAGUCGAAAAAUUUUCAAAAAGAAUCCCUAAAGGCAGUAAGGUAACAGAAACCCAGUUUUCAUAUUCAGUCAGUUCAUACUCAGUCAGCUCGAAAACCUUUCAAAUUUUUUUCAAUUUUCACAAAAAAUCCUUUUGUUAAAAGUCCCGAAGCGAAAACAUUUCAAAUUUUAUUCAAAUUUCACAAAAAAUCCUUUUUUUCCAAGUCCCGAAGCGAAAAAAUUUCAAAUUUUAUUCAAAUUUCACAAAAAAUCCUUUUUUUCCAAGUCCCGAAGCGAAAACAUUUGAAAAAUUUUUUAAAUUCACCAAAAAAUUCUUUUUUCCAAGUCCCGAAGCGAAAAUAUUAAACGGUAUCGUUGACCCGAAAUGUCGUUGACCCGAGGUGUCGUUGACCCGAAGUGUCGUUGACCCGAGUUGUCGUUGACCCGAGUUGUCGCGACCCGAGUUGUCCCUGACCCGAAAUGUCGUAGCGCCAAAUCCCCUACAGAGUUCCAUUUUCCUCCUUUUUCUUCAAAAAAUCAUCAUUUUCUCUGUUUUUUCCUAACCAAAUUAUUUUAUGUACAUCACUUACAGGUAAUUCCAACUUUUGUCGUGUCAAAUCAUGCCGCAUCUCAGACAAAUCUCACUUGGAUGGAGAUGAAAAACCCGCCGAAAGGCUUUUUCUACGACGAAAAAAUGGAGCUCAAACUGAAAGAAGGAGUGUAUCGGCAUACUGAUCGAAUCAAGAGGAUGUUCAAGAGGCCCACGGAGUACUCGUUGUUGGAUAUGUUCUGCUUUCCGCACGACUGUUGGGUGGUGUUUUGCGUCCGGCGUGAUGAUGGGUAAGGACGAUUUUAGCAUUGUCAAAUCUCUGUACAAGUGUAAGAUGGGGAACAAGUUCCUUAUUCUGGCCUCAACAAAGGUACUCUUCGAACUGCGCCCAAGCUUGGGACCUAAAGUUAGGAAGAAAGGCCUCGACUUAGCUGGAACUUAAUUACUAUAAUAGCUCUAUUACUUUAAGGGUACCUACGAAGGCUAUGACGGCUCAUUUAGCUCUAUACGGAGGCAAUAAGUUUGGUUCUGGACAUGUCUCAUCGUAUAAAGUGUAAAAUGGCAGGCUGCAGCCGUUUUUAAAGGGUAAGGUGGUACGUAAAAAAGAAGGUACCUAAACUAGCUAAAGCCACUGUCCGGGCAUUGACAACGCUGAAUUGAGCCUGCACGCCAAAUUUGGGCCAAUUCUGUCCAGUUUCCGCAAAGUUAUAAGUCGUGGCCAGAAUAAGGAACUUUUACGUAAGAUGGGAAAAGUUUUGUCAUAGAAUUUUGGAGAGUAUUUUAAGCCUAAAAUUGGCUUUUUAAACUAUGGAAUUAUUUGUCAUUGUAAAGUUUUUUUAUCGAUUUUUUGCAUGUUUCAGAUCGGCAUUAAUCUCAGUGCAUCCGGAAGUGACGGGUUUUUCAUUGGCCACGACGGUUUUGGAUAAAAAUGGUAAAUUUUGAGCCAUUUAAAAUUUAUUUGGAGUGGCCCGAACCCAGUCCGUAUGCAAAAUUUUGGCCAAGUCCUAGCGGUGGACUUGGCAAACUUCUCUUUUUCAAACUUUUUCAUUUUUCAUAUUUCAGGCAAAUUCCUGACCGAAACUUCCGUCACGCAAUAUGUUCAAUUCCUCUUGUCUGUCCCAUUCGUUUUUGGAAGUCUGGAGCACAACACAACCAAGCCGGUGCGAAUCUACAACUCCGGGUUGGGCUUUGGGACCAUGGCGAUGGCUUUGGCUAGUAUUAAUCCAAUGGUAGCUUUUUGGGGGGUUUUUUAUUUUAAAAUUUUUAGGGGAAAUACUCCAAGUGUGAGGCUCAGAUUUUGAUGAAAAUUGGCGCAAAUUUAGAUGAAUUUUUUUUUGGAAAAAAUCGACACUUUUUUGACGAAUUUCUGGACGAAAGUUUACACAUCUAUUUCUAUCGUAUAGGGUAAAGUUUCCACAAAAAAACAGUCUUUUCCAUGCGGCACUGGCAAGGAUACGGCUAAAAAGUGUUUUUUAUCUCUGCGCACUCCGUAUUUCGCGUACUCUCUCUCCGAAAAAGAUCGUUCAAUAUCUCAGCUGCACCUGCAAAACAAGAGCUAAAAUUUUCAGGGAUUGAUAUGUGCCCUAUGUUCGAACUGUACGCAAAAUUUAAAGAGAAUAUGAGCGUCGUACUUGAGACACUUUCUUUUCUAUUUACAGGGGAAGCACUCCAAAUGCGACGCUCAGAUUUUGAUGAAACUUGGCAUAAAUUUAGAAUAAUUUUUUCUAAGAAAUAUGCGAGAGUCCUAGCUCGCGCUUCGCAGCAACAACCGAGAUUUUUAGAUCAAAAGUCGGCGAAAUUUUAGGAACUUUUGCCGAAUUUCGGCACGAAAAGUUUCAUGCCUAUUUCAGCCGUAAAGGCUAAUGUUUCUACAAAAAAUCAAAUUUUUCCGCACGAAACUGCCAAAGUUAUGGCCAAAAAGCGCUUUUCUCUCUGACCGCUCUCCACGUUUAGCGUGCUCUCUCGGCGGCAAAAAUCGUUUGAUAUCUCGGCGGCGCCCGCAAAGCGCGAGCUAAAACUUUCAGGAAUUGAUACUUAGUCCAUACCCGACGUGUGUGCAAAAUUUAAAGAAAAUCUGAGCGUCGCACUUGGAGCACUUCCUUUUCUAUUUAUUGUUAGAUUCAUAUUACUGGCGUGGAGUUGGAGCCGGCCACCGUCUACAUUGGCAAGAAAUGGCUGGGUUUCGAGGAGGGCCGACAAAUCCAAGUCCAUUACGAGGAUAGCACGGUCUUCAUUCGCAAUGCCAGCAGAAAUGGUGAGAGGUUUUGCUGUAAAACGACUUUGAUGAUUCAUUUUCAGGCCUGAAAUACGACUUUAUUUUGCUCGAUCUCUGCUACAACGACAUCUCCGAGGAUUACAAGUCACUGUGUCCGGUGAACUCGUACUGGGAAGAGGACACUGUCAAGGCCAAUUACGACGUUCUGUCGGAUGGUAUGUUGGGAAAUUUUUGGGUUUUUUUGAUUGAUAAUUGUCUGGAUUCAAUUUGGCUUUGUCUAUUUUUUAUUCUUUUUACUGUGAAGGCUUUGUAAAACGAACCUCCGCACUACAUUUCCUCUCUAUAAAGAACAAUUUCGGAGGUAAGCAAAGUCGAUUUUAUGCCAAAGUAAGUCUUUAUAAAACAAAACCUUUGUAUAACGAACAUUUUUUGGGGAACUUGAAAAACUGUACAGAGAUUUGACUGUUUAUUUGCACUUUUUCAGACGGAAUCAUCGCCAUGAAUGCUGUCACUGAACAUGGGUUUGAUGAUAAAGUCUUCAACGAGCUGAAACAGCUCUACAAACAGUAUUUCAGAUGGUGCCAGAUUUUUCAGAUCUCCAUGAAUCAUGUGAGUUAAGAAUUCCAUUUUUCAAUUCUAUUUUAGGCGAUGGUAUGUGGAAAGAAGGAAGAGCCAUCGACGGAUCUAUUGAAGUCAAGAUUCCAGAGUCUGAACGGAGAACUGAAGAAAAAGUUUGAUCUGCUGCGCGACUUUGAGUUCGAAGAGGUCUUUAGGCAAGUGUAUAUAGAGCGGAGAAGUGAUAGAGAGUUUGUUUUUAGAAGACGAUUUUUGGCUCGCUGCGUCAGCCAAUACGAGGGGCCGGACAUUCAAAAAAUUUUUUUUUGAGUUUUCUGGCCUAAAAUGUUGGUAUAGGUCACUAAAACACAUUCCCAAAAUUUUUUUGCCCAGUGAUGCCCGGAAGGUAGAAAUUUGCAUACGGUUUUAACCGUCCUUCUGAGCUCUGCUGUUGCCGUCGCAAUAAAGACAAUUUGACGAAACCGACACCAUAUAUGUUUUGGUGGAUGGCAAAUUCAAAAAUCGCAAUUUCAAGUCAGUAGGAUUACUGUAACAUACAGUUUUCGACCUUCGGUCGAUAAAAAUCGACCGUAUCUCCUUCAAAUCAAAAAUCCCACAAGAUUUUAUUGCAGAUUUGGAAUCAGCGUAAAAUUCUGGUCUAGGGGCAUGCAAUUUGCAUCCUUGAUUCCGUGGCAGAUAAAUCAUGGCGCAGUGGGUUUGGACGAAAACUAGUAAUCUGACGACCCUGGUUCGAUCCCCGCUGGAGACAAUUAUUGUAAAAAAGAUGGAAAUGACAUUUAAUGGAAUUAUGAGGGUUAUAUGAGCAACGCUGAGUAUUUUUAGACAUCAAUGGAACAUGAGUUUGAGGUUAGAACAGGGUUUAUAUUAUUUUAGUCUCGGAAUCCGUGAAAAAUAAAACUGCUUCAAACGGGCUGAAAUUGAUAACACCUAUUCUAGGAUUAAUUCUUAGAAACUUUUGUGUUAACUUUUUUUUGUUAGAUUACUGUAACUUGGAUUACGGUAACAUAAAACCCAAUUUUGUUUUUUCAUACCACAAGGCGCAGGGCCAUCGGAAUAUCACGAAGAUUGUAGGAAUAGUUAAGAACGAGUGGGUUUGCGCAUUAAUAGUUCGUUUAUGGCCGUACGUUUUGAAAUACCCGAGUUAUCUAACGCAAUAUCACCAAUGGAUGAUGAGAUUAAUUCACACUGAAAAUGAGUUAGAAUUGCAUUUUAAAUAUGAGGCAUGCCCGCUUUCUGCAGUUUGAAUAAUAUAGCCAAAAAAAAUUUUUAAUUUUAUGCGAAAAUUUUGAAGCAAUCGCCUUUAAGGAGGCCGAGCUUUUUGUUACCGUAAUUCACGUUACAGUAAUCUAACAAAAAAAAGUUAACACAAAAGUUUCUAAGAAUUAAUCCUAGAAUAGGUGUUAUCAAUUUCAGCCCGUUUGAAGCAGUUUUAUUUUUCACGGAUUCCGAGAGUAAAAUAAUAUAAACCCUGUUCUAACCUCAAACUCAUGUUCCAUUGAUGUCUAAAAAUACUCAGCGUUGCUCAUAUAACCCUCAUUAUUCCAUUAAAUGUCAUUUCCAUCUUUUUUACAAUAAUUGUCUCCAGCGGGGAUCGAACCAGGGUCGUCAGAUUACUAGUUUUCGUCCAAACCCACUGCGCCAUGAUUUAUCUGCCACGGAAUCAAGGAUGCAAAUUGCAUGCCCCUAGACCAGAAUUUUACGCUGAUUCCAAAUCUGCAAUAAAAUCUUGUGGGAUUUUUGAUUUGAAGGAGAUACGGUCGAUUUUUAUCGACCGAAGGUCGAAAACUGUAUGUUACAGUAAUCCUACUGACUUGAAAUUGCGAUUUUUGAAUUUGCCAUCCACCAAAACCUAUAUGGUGUCGGUUUCGUCAAAUUGUCUUUAUUGCGACGGCAACAGCAGAGCUCAGAAGGACGGUUAUAACCGUAUGCAAAUUUCUACCUUCCGGGCAUCACUGGGCAAAAAAAUUUUGGGAAUGUGUUUUUGUGACCUAUACCAACAUUUUAGGCCAAAAAACUCAAAAAAAAUUUUUUUGAAUGUCCCCGGCUGACGCAGCGAGCCAAAAAUCGUCUUUUAGUUAUAUCAGUCUGUCGGGGAAAUAAUGAGUCCUGUGUCGCAUCGAAUAUCGCAUUGCUGCUGAGAAAAUGAAUUGCGUCGCGGCAAAAUCGAAUGGAUUUUCCCUUUAGCGACGCGACAUCGUGAUCAUUAUUUUCCCGACAGACUGAUACUAGGACCUUCUGAAAACCAACCUCCGAGUAACAAGACCUGUCUAUAUCUUGAAGAAUUUCAGAGGUCGCAAGGGUCAAUUUCAGGCCAUAAAAUCAAAAAAAAAAAACUAUUCAUUCGUUAUACAAAGAAAUUGUAUAACGAUGCGGUUUAGGGAGACCCGCUAUUGCGUAAAAUUGAUUCUUGGCACCUCCGAUAUUCUUUAUUUUAGGCAGGUUCUGUUAUAAGGAGGUUCGUUGUAGGAGGAGGAAUCUUUAUUGCUAGCUGUAUAGUUAAUACAAGACUAUAUAGACCUAUCAAUUUUUACCUGCCAGUCCUAUUGGAAUCACAUUGUUUCAGAGCUCUUUCCGACGAGCCUGGAAGCCACCGUGCCGAGGAAUUGUAG